Molecule: messenger RNA, 9178 nt
Organism: Serinus canaria (Common canary)
Lineage: Eukaryota; Metazoa; Chordata; Aves; Passeriformes; Fringillidae
Gene: DOCK11
Product: dedicator of cytokinesis 11
Exons: 54
Coding region: 84-6356 (2090 amino acids)
Biological process (GO): small GTPase-mediated signal transduction; positive regulation of GTPase activity; positive regulation of filopodium assembly
Molecular function (GO): guanyl-nucleotide exchange factor activity
Source: RefSeq, a predicted model, not a curated record
GCCCGCCCGGCGGCAGCGAGGGAGCGCCAAGGGGGCCUGGGGCUCGGCUCGGCUCGGCUCGGCUCGGCGCGGAUCAUGUCGCCAUGUCGGAAGUGAGGAAGUUCACGAAGCGGCUCAGCAAGCCGGGCACGGCGGCCGAGCUGCGGCAGAGCGUCUCGGAGGCGGUGCGCAGCUCCUUCGUCCUGGAAAAAACGAAAGUGGUGGAACCCCUGGACUAUGAGAACGUGAUCCUGCAGCGCAGAGUUCAGAUCUACAGCGAUCCCCUCCGGGACCUCCUGAUAUUUCCAAUUGAAGAUGUGUCUAUUUCGGUCAUCGGCCGACAGAGAAGGACUGUCCAGUCAACAGUGCCAGAAGAUGCUCUAAAGAAAGCUCAGAGUCUCUUUGUCAAAGAGUGCAUUAAAACCUACAGCUCUGACUGGUUCGUGGUAAACUACAAGUAUGAGGAAUACUCAGGAGACUUUCGGAUGUUGCCAUGCAAAUCCUUUAGGCCAGACAAGAUUCCAAGCCAUGUGUUUGAAAUUGAUGAAGACUUUGAAAAGGAUGAGGACUCCUCUUCCCUGUGCUCCCAGAAGGGUGGGGUGAUAAAGCAGGGCUGGCUGCACAAAGCAAAUGUCAACAGCACCAUCACUGUCACCAUGAAGGUAUUCAAGAGGAGGUAUUUUUACCUGUCACAGCUCACAGAUGGCUCCUAUAUUCUGAAUUCCUACAAAGAUGAGAAAAUUUCAAAAGAAUCCAAAGGCUGCAUUUUCUUGGAUGCUUGCAAUGAUGUGGUUCAGUGUCCCAAGAUGCGCCGCUACGCGUUUGAGCUGAAGACAAUAGACAAGUACAGCCACUACCUUGCAGCUGAAACUGAGCAGGAGAUGGAGGAAUGGCUGGUAACUCUGAGGAAGAUCAUUCAGAGCAAUACUGAGAGUUUGGUGCAAGAGAAGAAAGAUGCUGUGGAGUCUGUGCAAGAUGAUGAAUCGAGCACGCAGGGAAAGUCAGAGAACAUCCUGGAGAGCCUGGAGAGAAGCAUGCAUCCAGAGCUGAUGAAGUAUGGAAGAGAAACAGAUCAACUAAACAAACUGAGCAGGAAUGAUGGAAGACAAAACAUCUUUUCUUUUGACCCAGAAGUCCAGAGACUCGAUUUCUCAGGGAUUGAGCCAGAUGUGAAGCCUUUUGAGGAAAAGUGCAGCCGGCGCUUCGUGGUUUGCUGCCAGGACUUCUCCCUCAACCUCCUUGCUCAGCUGAGUGACAGGGCAGAAGAAGGACCCACCAACGUCGAGCCCUUUUUCCUAAGCUUGGCGUUAUUCGACCUGAAAAGUAACUGCAAGAUUUCAGCUGACUUCCACGUGGACCUGAACCCUGCGUGUGUGCGGGACAUGCUGCAGGAGGGCUCGGAGCCGCGGGCAGAGGGAGCGGCGGGGCACGGCCCCGGGCAGAGCCUGGUGCACGGCGUGCCCGAGUCCUGCCUGCGCUACAUCAAACGGGGGGUGUUCUCCGUGACCAACCCGCACACAGAGAUCUUCCUGGUGGCCCGAGUGGAGAAGGUGCUGCAGGGCAGCAUUGCCCACUGUGCAGAGCCCUACAUGAAAAACUCAGACCCUGGGAAGACUGCCCAGAAGGUCCAUAAGGUGGCCAAGCAGGUGUGCAGCCGUCUGGGGCAGUACCGGAUGCCCUUCGGCUGGGCUGCCAGGCCAGUUUUCAAAGACUCCCAGGGCACUCUUGAUGCUGAUGGAAAAUUCUCACCCCUGUACAAGCAAGACAGUGGCAAACUCUCAAAUGAAGAUAUGCUGAAGCUUUUAGCUGAGUAUAAGAAACCAGAGAAGACAAAGCUGCAGGUCAUUCCAGCCCAGUUAAAUAUCAUCAUCAAAGACAUCCCACUGGACUUCACAAAUUGUUUCACAGCUUCUUACAUUCCUAUAAAACCUUUUGAGAAGGGCUGUGAGGACAUUGCAGUUGAAGUGGAGGAGCUUGUCCCAGAAGUUGCAAAAUACUGUUACCCCUUCACUGUCUACAAAAACCACCUCUAUGUCUACCCCCUGCACUUGAAGUAUGAGAACCAGAAGGUGUUUGCAAAGGCAAGGAAUAUUGCUGUCUGUGUGGAGUUCAGGGAUUCAGAUGAAGCUGAUGCCAGGCCAUUAAAGUGCAUAUAUGGCAAGCCCGGGGGCCCUCUGCUGACCACACACGCCUACGCUGCCGUGCUGCACCACAACCAGAGCCCCGAGUUCUAUGAUGAGAUUAAAAUUGAGCUUCCAAUUCACCUCCAUCAAAAGCAUCAUUUGCUUUUCACCUUCUAUCAUGUCAGCUGUGAAAUUAAUACAAAGGCAACAUCGAAAAAACAAGACACCGUUGAAACUCAAGUGGGGUUCUCCUGGGUGCCACUGCUGAAGGACGGGCGCGUGGUGCCCCUGGAGCGGCAGCUGCCCGUGUCCUGCACCCUCCCCCCCGGCUACCUGGGGCUCCCAGACCCUGACUCACGCAAGCAGCCCAGCAUGGAUGCAAAGUGGGUGGAUGGAGCAAAGCCACUGUUUAAAAUCAGAAUCCAUUUGGACUCUACCAUUUACACCCAGGACAUGCACUUGCACAAAUUCUUCCACUACUGCCAGCUGGUUCAGGCGGGAGCUAAGGAAGUGCCAGGAGAGCUUGUUAAAUACCUAAAGUGUUUGCACGCCAUGGAGAUCCAAGUAAUGAUUCAGUUUCUACCUGUAAUUCUUAUGCAACUAUUUAGAGUCCUCACAAACGUGACGCAGGAGGAUGAAGUAGCUGUCAACUGCACCAUGGUUCUCCUGCACAUCGUGUCCAAGUGCCAUGAGGAAGGGCUAGACCACUACCUGCGCUCCUUCCUGAAGUACGUGUUCCGAGCCGAGAAACCCAGUGCCAAGCAGGCCAAGAUGACCCACGAAAUCCUGGUGCUUUCCAUGGCCACCAUCUUGAAGCAGUCAGCAGAUUUUCUGGCCAUCAAUAAGCUCCUCAAGUACUCGUGGUUUUUCUUUGAAGCACUGGCAAAGUCCAUGGCAAUGUACUUACUGGAAGAAAACAAAAUCAAGCUGCCCAGAGGGCAGAGGUUCCCUGAGUCCUACCAGCACGCCCUGCACUCGCUGCUGCUGGCCAUCAUCCCCCACGUCACCAUCCGCUACAACGAGAUCCCUGAAGAGUCCAGGAAUGUCAACUUCAGCCUGGCUAACUUCCUGAAGCGUUGUUUGACCUUUAUGGACAGAGGAUUUGUUUUUAACUUGAUAAAUGACUACAUUUCUGGAUUCAGCCCAAAAGACCCCAAGCUGCUGGUUGAAUACAAGUUUGAAUUUCUUCAGACUAUUUGCAAUCAUGAGCACUACAUUCCUCUGAACUUACCAAUGACAUUUUCCAAACCCAAGCUGCAAAGAGUUCAAGAUACAAAUCUUGAGUACAGUUUAACUGAUGAGUAUUGCAGGCAUCACUUCCUCGUGGGGAUGCUUCUUAGAGAAGCCUCUGUUGCCUUGCAGGACAAUUAUGAUAUCAGAUAUACAGCCAUCUCAGUCUUAAAAAACCUCCUGAUCAAGCAUGCCUUUGACAACAGAUACCAGCACAAGAACCAGCAGGCAAAAAUUGCCCAGCUGUACCUGCCCCUGUUCGGGGUGCUCCUGGAGAACCUGCAGCGCGUGGCCGGCCCCGAGGCACUGACCUGCUGCCCUGCCUCCAGCCCUGCAUCCAGGGAUGAAUUCAUAUGCAGUUUUCCAUCCCCCUCCAGCAGAUCCAGCCUGAUUGCAGACAAAGAUCCAGCCUGUGGAGCAGCCCUUCCAAAUGGCCAUACAAUAAAGAGAGAGGACUCAAAAGGAUCCCUGAACUCAGAGGGAGCAACCAGUUCCCCGGAUCAGAGUGAAAAUAUCCGCAGGAGCUCCAUGAGGAGCAGCGUGUCCCACUGCAGCCGGCUGGACCAGUUCGAGAUCCGGACACUUCUCAUGUGCUACCUGUACAUCGUGAAGAUGAUCUCUGAAGAUACUCUUUUAGCUUACUGGAACAAAUUCUCCCCCCAGGAGCUGAUCAAUGUCCUCAUGCUUCUGGAGGUGUGCUUAUUUCACUUCAGAUACGUGGGGAAGAGAAAUAUUGCCAGCUCCUGCAUGAGACCCCCAGGCUCAGGCGAGCGCAGGUUGGCAGUGUCCCCCCCAGCCAGCUGCAGGGUGCAGGAUGCCUGGCUCUCCAAGCACACGGCGGCCGAGAGGAAGUCCCAGACCAUGCCGGCGCUCCGCAGCCGAGCCGGGGCAAGGCUCCAGCACCUGGGCAGCCUGGAGAGCUCCUUCACCCUCAACCACAAUGCAGGCACCUCAGAAGCAGAUAUUGUGCACCAGGCAUUACUGGAGGGCAAUAUUGCCACUGAAGUGUGCCUAACAGUCCUGGACACCAUCUCUUUUUUCACUCAGAGUUUCAAGACCCAGCUUUUAAGCAACGAUGGCCACAAUCCACUUAUGAAGAAGGUUUUUGAUAUUCAUCUGGCUUUCCUCAAAAAUGGGCAGUCAGAAGCAGCCCUUAAGCAUGUGUUUGCCUCUCUGAGAGCUUUCAUUAGCAAGUUUCCCUCAGCAUUUUUCAAAGGAAGGGUGAACAUGUGUGCUGCCCUCUGCUAUGAGAUCCUGAAGUGUUGCACUUCCAAGGUGUCCUCCACAAGGAACGAAGCCUCUGCUCUUCUGUACCUCCUGAUGAGAAAUAAUUUUGAGUUCACCAAAAGGAGAACAUUUCUUAGAACACAUCUUCAGAUAAUAAUUGCAGUGAGCCAGCUAAUUGCAGAUGUGGCCCUCAGUGGUGGGACCAGAUUUCAGGACUCCCUGCUCAUCAUUAACAACUUUGCAAACAGUGACAGACCGAUGAAGGCAACGGCUUUUCCUUCUGAAGUCAAAGAUUUGACAAAGAGAAUCCGCACAGUGCUCAUGGCCACUGCUCAAAUGAAGGAACAUGAGAAGGACCCAGAAAUGUUGGUGGAUCUCCAGUACAGCUUGGCCAAGUCUUACGCAAGCACCCCCGAGCUCCGCAAGACGUGGCUGGACAGCAUGGCCAAGAUACACGUGAAGAACGGAGACUUCUCAGAGGCAGCCAUGUGUUAUGUUCACGUAGCAGCCCUCGUUGCAGAGUUCCUGCACAGGAAGAAACUGUUUCCCAGUGGAUGCUCUGCCUUCAGGAAGAUCACUCCCAACAUUGAUGAGGAAGGUGCAAUGAAAGAAGAUGGUGGGAUGAUGGAUGUACAUUACAGUGAGGAGGUCCUGGUGGAGCUGCUGGAGCAGUGUAUAGAUGGCCUGUGGAAGGCAGAGCGUUAUGAAACAAUUUCUGAAGUUUCCAAACUGAUCAUUCCUAUUUAUGAAAAGCGGCGUGAAUUUGAGAAACUCACCCAGCUGUACAGAACACUCCACGGAGCAUAUGCUAAGAUAUUGGAAGUAAUGCACUCAAGGAAGAGGCUCCUUGGAACCUUUUUCAGAGUGGCCUUUUAUGGACAAACAUUCUUUGAGGAAGAAGAUGGGAAGGAAUACGUCUAUAAGGAGCCCAAACUGACAGGCCUCUCAGAGAUCUCCUUCAGACUUCUUAAACUGUAUGGAGAAAAAUUUGGGCCAGAGACUGUGAAGAUUAUCCAGGAUUCUAAUAAGGUCAACAUUAAAGACCUUGAUCCCAAAUAUGCCCAUAUUCAAGUGACUUAUGUGAAGCCCUACUUUGAAGACAAAGAAAUGUCUGAAAGAAAAACUGAAUUUGAAAGAAAUCAUAAUAUCAAUAGAUUUGUAUUCGAAACUCCUUACACUUUAUCUGGAAAAAAGCAUGGCAGUGUGGAAGAACAAUGCAAAAAAAGGACCAUUCUGACUACUUUGAACUCCUUUCCAUAUGUUAAGAAGAGAAUUCCAGUCAAUUAUGAGCAUCAAGUUAAUUUAAAGCCAAUUGAUGUCGCUACUGAUGAAAUAAAGGACAAGACAGCCGAGCUGCAGAAACUCUGCAGCUCUGCUGGGGAUGUUGACAUGAUCCAGCUGCAGCUCAAACUGCAGGGCUGUGUCUCUGUGCAGGUUAAUGCUGGUCCUUUGGCUUAUGCCAGAGCUUUCCUAAGUGACAGCCAGUCCAGCAAAUACCCUGCUAAGAAGGUGAAUGAGUUGAAAGAAAUGUUCAGGAAGUUUAUCCAAGCCUGUGGAAUUGCUCUGGAGCUCAAUGAGCGGCUCAUUAAGGAGGAUCAAGUGGAGUACCACGAGGGGUUAAAAUCAAACUUUCAGGAUAUGGUGAAAGAGCUUUCUGACAUCAUCCAUGAACAGAUCUAUCAUGAGGACACAAUGCAUUCACCGUGGAUGCAGGACUCCCUUCAUGUCUUCUGUGCCAUCAGUGGAACCUCUGGUGAUGGAAGUUACUGCUCACUCAGACCCACUGCUGACAUUUAAACAUAUCAGUCAUAUUUUACAGAGCCUCCUCAGGAAUUCUUGGAACUGUACAAAGGAUGUUUAAAACCAUCCAUGAUGAGCAAAGACUGAAUUGCAGGGUGGUUUGGUUUGUUUUGCUUCGGUUUUUUUCCCCCCCACAAAAAAAGUUGCCAUGCUUUCAAACAGGGUGCUUGCUUAUUUUGCUGAGCAACAUUGAAAGUGCCUGGACAUUGCACCACUGUGCUUGUUUUCUACUAUUUUUUUUAAGCUAAAUGAACAGCAGGACGUGGAAAGGCAAUUAUCUAAGUACAUGUUGAAUUGCUGAACUAUGAAUUGAAACAAUGACGUACUGUGUAAAGUUGUACAAUGGAAUAUAAUAAAAUGUAAAACUACUUUGUAAAUAGAAGGACUAUAGAGUAUAUAGAAAUUAGCAUUUUAUCAUACUUGCUGCUAAAAGCUUUGUUGGACAGGGGACAUGAAGGAGAAAUUGUAUUUACUGGUAAGAGACCUUUCUCUUUUAAAAAGUGGCUUGGGGUCCACAUACCCCAAUUGCACUCAAUGGGAAUAAACUUGCCCUAGUCUGAAAUAAUAAAACCUAAGUCAGAAAUGACAAUUUUCAUACAUCCUUAAAGCAGAUAUUUCUAAAGCUGAGAUUACUGUAGCUGAUUCCAUUUUUAGGUAAACUUUCACAGCUUCAGGAGAGGAUGGAUUGUACUCACUGAGAGCAAACCUGAGAGAUGUGUCAUUUGAUAUGAGUUCUCUCCUGCUUGCCACUCAUGGUCUCACACAGAUAUGAACUCUGAGAACAGCUUAAAUUGAAUUGGAAAUUAUAAGGUGCUUUAAUAACUUUUGGAAAAAAUCCAAAUAAUCAGAGAGAUGGGGUUUAAAAACUUGCAGCACAUCAAAAUAACUUAUACAAAAUUGAGGGAUUUGUUAGCACCACACCAAGUCAUGCAUGUCCCCUCCUGUUAAGCAGAUUUGUUCUCUGAAAGUUCAUUGUUUUUCUCUGAGAGGUGGUUGGAGAAAAUGUAUUUUCCAGAAUUCUUUUAUUCCUUCUUCCCCUUCCCAAAGCUUUCAUACAUUCUCUGCCUCUUUUUUAUUAACACGCUUCAGAUUCAGGAAGAAGAACACAGUUCAGUAAUUGUUUUAUCCAGCGACAUUUUUAACAUCCAUGGUUUUCAAAAUCCUUUCAAUUGUAAAUAUGGUUCCAGUAGUUCAUAUGGGAAGGGUGGGAAUUUUAAGGAUAUGUAAAAAAAUGCCAUAAUAAAAGGACUUCAGCUGGGUAUUUAGCUUGGCUGUAGUGUCUAUAAAAUGUUAAGCUUCUAAGUCUUUGUGACAAAAAUUAUCUUCAAAUAGUAACUGGACCACAUUUCAAAAUGUUUAUUAUGCAUGAUUCUAAAUACCUACAAUUAUUUGUAUUCUGAGAAAAUAAUGUUGUGAUCCAUAAAUUCACCCAUUAGCUGUUUCAAGCAAAAUACAGAUGUGCCUAUAACAAACCAGCCACAUUUCUGCUUCUAUGUGCUUUUGUGCCAGACAGACUCUAAAUUUAGCACAAACUUUAAGAAAGAGGAAGAGAAAUUAGCGUGUGUAAAUAUGGUUAGCACCUUCCUCAUUGUUAUCUUUCAACAAAUAAUAUUUAAAAGCAUAUAGUGAGAGUUUUCCAAAUUACUUUACUAAGAGGUGUGAAGCUCAUUAUUAUCAAUCCAGUACAAGAUACCUUUGGAGCUAAUUGACCUCUAAAUAUCAGUAGUAAAGGUGUAUCUUGACUACAGUCAGCAGAUGUGAGAUACAGACAUCCAAAACCUCUUGCACUGCAGCUCUUUCAGAUACUACAGAAAACCUCUUUUUCCUGGAUUUGCAGGAAGAUCCUUAUGCAUGUUUUUUGAUGUCUAUAAUGUUCUGAGAUAAUAUCAUUGGCUGAAUUUUCAAUUUCUAUUCCUUAUUUUUACUGAAUUCCAGUGGAAUUCUUACUUGUGUCUUCAGAUGUCUUUAAUGGUCCAAGAUGAAUUUUUGUGUGAACUUCUGAAGCUGUUGAUAUUGGAGUGGUUCUGUCAUUUCACUGUCAUAUACUGGAAAGCUCUCACAGUAAUUUGGCCAAAAAAUAAGUGCUUAGUAUCAGUCCAAUUAGAAUAUAUACAGUCACUGCAUUUCAGAAGAUACACUUAUUUGUAGUUUUAAUGAAUUACAUAAAUUAUAUGCCCUAAGGAUUAGCCUUCUGUCCUGCUGCAUAAUUUUUCUGGAUUUUCUACAGAAAAAUCUCUUUUUUAGAUAGGCUAUGAAAAGACUGGUAAUAAACCAACUUGUUUUACCUUUGUGUAUUCACCCACCUAGAAAGGAUGAGGAGUGGCCAUUAUAUUACAGCUAGUUUUGGACAAUGGUGUCAAGAAGAUGAUCACAUUUUCUCUAUCUAUCCUUUUCUUACUUAAUUUUCCCAGUUUAGAGAAAUCCUCCAGAUCUUUUCUUAUUUAUGGCUGAAAGAGCUUAACUCACAGAUAUAUCUGGAGAUUGUACUGUAUAUGUGCCUGUUUUAAGUAGCUGAUACAUUGGGUACAUCAUAUUUGCUACCUGUUUGAGAAGAAUAGAAAUGUCUGUUGUUCAUUAACAUUUUUGAUUUUCUUAUAUUGCCUAAGGAUUGGCAGGGUUUUUUUAGUCUUGAAAAAUUAGUGGAACAUAUUUCAAAUGACAUCCUGGCACACAGUCUUUCUGUACCUUAGUUUGGCCACAUUACAUAUUUUAUUUGUGUUCCUCUAAUUAUUUUUUCUGUAAAACUGCUGUGUAAUACAUCAAGUCUUCAGAAUGGAAGCCUUGGUAAUUUUGCAUAAAAGACAAAGAAAUGGGAUGAA